AACACGCUCAGAUUCACACACCAGAUAAAGUUAAUACUCUGUCCAGGAACUGUCUGCUUCUGCAUCCUGUAACACCAGCUGCUGCCCUCCAGGCAGAAAAGACUAGACACACUAGAUGGAAGGAAUAAACAGAUUGAUAGCUAGGUAGAUUCUCUCCUUCCCUCUCCGUUGUCAGGGUGUGUCAUUUUUUUGGUCCUUUGUUUCCUGCAGGCAGACUUCACAUUUCAGAAAUGUUGAUUUCCUGAACACACCUUGACUCAUGCAGUAAAACUCACACACUUGCGUUUGCAGACGAUGUUGCGCUUUAAGAGACAGGUGACUAGUGGAGAAACGAGUACGAGAGACUGACAGUAGAAGACAAAAGUCUUUACCAGCCACACAUUUUGACUUUUCGCAAAUGUGGAAUGAAUGGGAAGAAGAGGACAAUGAAGAGAUGCCUGCUCGGUGUGAGUGGAAAGGAGAGGACGACACCUCUUAGAUAAUCGAUAAGAUACACGUCAUCGAACAGAUACACGACUCUGCGGAUGCUUUUGAAAGGCAUCAGGAGGAUGCAUGGCUCUCGCGUUGAAGAACAGGGGCGAUGGACACGUCACAUUUUACUGGCUGUCUGGAUUUGGGUGCUGGUGUCUCAUCCAGUGGCUGGUUAUUUCCUGGGAGACACCAAGGCGGUAUUAAAGGACUGUGUGGAUCACUGGACCCUCCAGAAUUGGGCAGCCUUUCCUGUACUUCAUAAGAUGACCGUCUGCGUUGACAUACGUUUGAUGGCCCCAGGACCUUGGGUGGCCUUCUCUUAUUUUUCUGUCCAUGCACUUUGGCCUGAUGUAGGCCUGGAAGGAGAUGAGAACAUACUGUAUAUUUGGCUGCUAAAACGCAGACACAAAGUUAAUUUCCAGCUGUCCCCAAAAUACUGGCACAGGAUCUGUCUGAGGAGGAACGUCCAGGGACAAUCCUUCAGCCUGGAGAUUGAUGGAAGAAUAGUGGCGGAGAAGAGGGUCAUCUCUCAGGCUGUCCCCCCAUCUGGUUCUUUGUGGUUAGGCUGUCGUCCCAGAGAUCCACUCCCAGGAACCACAGCUGGAGAAGUGGAACUGUACCUGUUCCGUAUUUGGGCUGACCUGCACCACCCUGAGCUCUGUGAGGAUGGCACUGUGAUUGGUUGGAGGUCAGAGUUUUGGGGCAUAACCAGCCCUCAUGCAAGGAAAAUUGAUACCAACCUGAAGUGUGACUUCAGAUGGUUGAGACAUCGUGUACGUGAUUACAGAAGCAUUAAAGGAAAUAAAUCUCAGGGUGGACUUGCAGAUCCUCACACUGUUUCAGUGUCCACUCGCAACACAACAACCAGCAACACAGCAGAGCCUCCAACGUUCUCAACAUCAACCGGUGAUCGCACUGACCAUUUUUCAUCCGACCCCCAGAGCGACUCAAGUCCAGAAAAUGAGACUCCACCCACAACAAUCAGCCAGCAUAUAUCUAACAGCACAAAUGAUGGGGCAUUAGUGAACAUCACAGUAACGCCAUUCAAGACCAAUCAUCAUACCGUGGUCAGCAGAACAUCAGAACCUCCACUGGUCUCACCAACAGCCAAUGACAGCACGGACCAUAUUUUACCUAACCGCCAAAGCACUCCAAUUCCAACAAAUGUGACUCCAAUCACAUCUGAGUCUGAGACCUCAUCAACAACAGUCAGCUGGCACACAGCCUUCAGCACAAAUGAUGGGAAAUUAGCUAACACCACAAUGAUGCCAUUCACGUCCACCGAUGGGACCACAUCCAACCCCCAAACUGGUCCAACCCCAAUAAGUGGGACUCUGCCUACCAUAGUGACCACGCCCCCAACAGUCAGCUGGCGCACAAAUUUCAGCAAAAAUGACGGGACAGUAUCUAACACUAUAAUAAGGCCAGUAAUGUCCACUCAUGACUUCACAUCCAACAACCCAUCGGAGCUUCCAAUGGUGACACUGUCAUCCAGUCACAGCACUGACUAUAUUCCACUGAAAAACACAACAGUGCAACGAUCUACAAUAGUCAGCCAGCACACAGCUUUCAGCAGAAAAGAUCAUACAUUAGCUAACACCACAGUGCUGCCAUUCACACCCACUCGUGACAUCCCAUCCAAUCCAUGGACCGACCCAACCCCAACAAAUGUGACUCCACCCACAACAGUCAGCCAUCAGACAUCUGUCACCAGAAAUGAUCGAACGUUAGCUAACACCACAAUGAUGCCAUUUACAUCCACUCAUAACACCACAUCCAAUAGCACAUCAAAGCUUCCAAUGGUGUCACCAACUGUGAAUUACAGCACUGCAUAUAUUCCAGCCAGCACCCAAAGCAAGCCAACCUCAUCAAAUGAGACAUCACCCACAACAGCCAGCCAGCACAUAAAUGAUGGGGCAUUAGGCAACACCCCAAAGCUGUUCACUUCCAUUCAUAACACCACAUCCAACAGCACAUCAGAGCCUCCGAUGGUGUCACCAACUGUGAAUUACAGCACUGCAUAUAUUCCAGCCAGCACCCAAAGCAAGCCAACCUCAUCAAAUGAGACAUCACCCACAACAGCCAGCCAGCACAUAAUGAUGGGGCAUUAA
This is a messenger RNA of Thalassophryne amazonica, 2582 nucleotides long. Its product is annotated as mucin-3A. Lineage: Eukaryota; Metazoa; Chordata; Actinopteri; Batrachoidiformes; Batrachoididae. Bases 525 to 2582 code for a protein of 685 amino acids. The transcript has 7 exons. The record is from RefSeq and is a predicted model, not a curated record.